This is a messenger RNA of Camellia sinensis, 1692 nucleotides long. It is a transcript of the gene WAV2, whose product is annotated as alpha/beta-Hydrolases superfamily protein. Gene Ontology annotation, cellular component: membrane. Gene Ontology annotation, molecular function: serine-type peptidase activity; palmitoyl-(protein) hydrolase activity. The record is from RefSeq and is a predicted model, not a curated record. Lineage: Eukaryota; Viridiplantae; Streptophyta; Magnoliopsida; Ericales; Theaceae. Gene Ontology annotation, biological process: proteolysis.
AAAACGUCGUAAAUCGAAAGGCCCACGAGCAAAUGACAGCUCUCUCUCUCUCUAGCAGAGCAGGAAUUCAAUUCCCACCAUUUUUCCAUACCCCCCCACACCAAACACACCUGUCCCUGUGAAACUGCAUCGUAUACAUACAUGUAUGUAUAGAGAGAGAAACUAGACACAGACAGACCUAGAGAGAGAGAGGGGUUGAGAAUGGUGUCUUACGUGAGUGUGCUGCUUUACGGAGUGGGAGGCAUAGUGGUGGCCGGGAUGGCAUUGCUGGUGGCGUUUCAAGAGCGUCUCGUCUACGUUCCGGUGUUGCCUGGCCUCACCAAGUCCUACCCUGUCACUCCUUCUCGUCUCCGCCUCACCUACGAAGAUGUAUGGCUCAGAUCUUCCGAUGGAGUUCGCCUUCACGCCUGGUUCAUCAAGCUCUUCCCUGACUGCCGAGGCCCAACCAUUCUGUUUUUCCAAGAAAAUGCUGGGAAUAUUGCACAUCGUCUUGAAAUGGUUCGCAUAAUGUUGCAGAAAUUGCAAUGUAACGUUUUCAUGCUUUCCUACAGAGGUUAUGGGGCUAGUGAUGGCUACCCUUCUCAACAUGGUAUCACAAAGGAUGCUCAGGCUGCAUUGGAUCAUCUGGCUCAAAGGACUGACAUUGACACAUCUAGAAUAGUUGUUUUUGGAAGGUCACUGGGGGGUGCUGUGGGGGCUGUACUUACCAAAAACAACCCCGAAAAGGUUGCCGGACUGAUACUGGAGAACACUUUUACAUCUAUUUUGGACAUGGCUGGAGUUCUUCUACCCUUUCUGAAAUGGUUUAUUGGAAGUAGUAGCUCAAAUGGUCCCAAGGUUCUUAAUUCUCUUGUUCGUUCUCCAUGGAGUACGAUUGAUGUAAUUGGCCAGAUCAAACAGCCAAUCCUUUUCCUCUCUGGAUUGCAAGAUGAAAUGGUUCCUCCACCGCACAUGCAAAUGCUAUAUGCGAAAGCUGCUGCACAUAACAGUCGAUGCAUCUUUGUGGAUUUUCCUAAUGGCAUGCAUAUGGACACAUGGCUGUCUGGUGGAGAUCGCUAUUGGAGAACAGUUCAACUGUUUUUGGAACAAAAUGUUCCAGAGAACAAGGAUGAUCUAUCUUCCCACAAGGACAGUUAUUCCGAGGCACGGUGACUGGCCGAGGUUUAGAAUCUUGUGGUCUAAUGCAUUAGGCCACCCCAGAACUCAAACUAUUUGUACCUUUUUGACAUUGCAGUGACGGAAAGCUCUUUGUGAUUGCCGGUGGGAGCUGCUGCAUCAGGUUUUUUUUUUUCUCUAGGAGACAUUUUUUCGGUUUACCAAUUUCAGAAGAUCGAAAAAUGUGAAUGCCUUUCGCUAUACUAUAUGACCCAGACAUACUGCUCAAGCUUGGAUCAAUCCUAACUUAUGAUCAUUGUGUGGAAUAAGACGCUGAAAAAAAUGAAACUGUGUACCAUAAAUUUAUGAGCUGAACUGGCUGACUCUUUUUUGAUGUACUAUGACGGGCCUAUUUUUUUUUGGACAACUUUUAGCUUGGGAAUUGGGGCUUCGAGAAGUUUGAGUAACUUGUUGAGUCAAAUGACAUCUUGAUGAUCUGCCCUAUUGUGCUAUAUUGAUUCAUUCUUGCUUCUUGUUUUAGUGUUUUUCAAUUAGACUAUAUUUUGGAAUAUGAAUCGAAAGAACUGUAAUACAUGA